CCUAAAUCAUCAAAAAAUCAAUUAACUAUGCCUUCUACAUGGUUUUCUCUCACAUGGUGGCAUUUUUAUCCUAAUGGCUGCCUUUGCGGUCCAUGUUUAAAUUACUGUGAUAUAUAUGGAAUACAACUAAAUUUUUUAAAUAGGAAUCCUCGAUUCGUGAAAAUUGAUGAUACUCAGGAUACAAAUUCGCAGCCUGUGCAAAAUAAUGACAGUCAAACUCCUCAACAAAUUGUUCACAAUAUGAAUCAACAUACCCAUACACAAUCCAACAUUAAUCAUAUCAACAGUAUCAAAGGUCAAAGCCCUCAAAAAAUUGUUAACGAUAUGAAUCAACAUAUCCAGUAUACACAAUCUAACAUUAAUCAUAUCAACGGUAUCAAUGAUCAAAGCUCUCAACAAAUUGUUCACAAUAUGAAUCAACACCAGCAUGCACAAUCCAAUUUUAAUCAUAUCAAUG
Molecule: messenger RNA, 457 nt
Organism: Racocetra persica
Lineage: Eukaryota; Fungi; Glomeromycota; Glomeromycetes; Diversisporales; Gigasporaceae
Source: the annotation of a GenBank genome assembly